Budorcas taxicolor (takin) is the source of this 1014-nucleotide messenger RNA. It is a transcript of the gene RRH, whose product is annotated as retinal pigment epithelium-derived rhodopsin homolog. Gene Ontology annotation, biological process: G protein-coupled receptor signaling pathway; visual perception. Gene Ontology annotation, molecular function: G protein-coupled receptor activity. The coding region runs from base 1 to 1014 and encodes 337 amino acids. The record is from RefSeq and is a predicted model, not a curated record. Lineage: Eukaryota; Metazoa; Chordata; Mammalia; Artiodactyla; Bovidae. The transcript has 7 exons. Gene Ontology annotation, cellular component: membrane; photoreceptor outer segment.
AUGCUAAGCAAUAAUUUAGGCAACAGUUCAGACUGUAAAAAUGAAAAUGGCUCUAUCUUUUCACAGACUGAACACAACAUUGUUGCAGCUUACUUGAUUACUGCAGGUGUGAUAAGUAUCCUCAGCAACAUAAUUGUUCUAGGCAUCUUCAUUAAGUUCAAGGAACUUCGGACACCCACAAAUGCAAUUAUCAUCAACCUGGCUGUUACUGAUAUAGGGGUCAGUAGCAUUGGCUACCCCAUGUCUGCUGCUUCAGAUCUGCAUGGAAGCUGGAAAUUUGGAUAUGCAGGAUGUCAGAUUUAUGCUGGGUUGAAUAUAUUUUUUGGAAUGGCAAGUAUUGGAUUGCUCACAGUCGUGGCCGUGGAUCGAUACCUGACCAUCUGCCAUCCGGAUGCAGGAAGAAGAAUGACCACCAACACUUACAUCAGCAUGAUUCUGGGGGCCUGGACCAAUGGCCUGUUUUGGGCUUUGAUGCCUAUCAUUGGGUGGGCUAGUUAUGCCCCAGAUCCUACUGGGGCCACCUGUACCAUAAACUGGCGGAAAAAUGAUGUGUCUUUUGUUUCUUACACGAUGAUGGUAGUUGCGAUAAAUUUUAUCGUGCCCUUAACAGUGAUGUUUUACUGUUAUUACCAUGUCACUCAAUCCAUUAAACAUCAUGGUACUAAUAACUGCACUGAGUACCUCAACAGAGAUUGGUCAGAUCAGGUAGAUGUAACAAAGAUGUCUGUGAUAAUGAUACUCAUGUUUCUGGUGGCGUGGUCACCUUAUUCCAUCGUGUGCUUAUGGGCAUCUUUUGGUGACCCAAAGAAGAUUCCUCCCUCAAUGGCCAUCAUAGCUCCCCUGUUUGCAAAAUCUUCUACAUUCUACAAUCCUUGUAUUUAUGUGAUUGCUAAUAAAAAGUUUCGAAGGGCGAUGGCUGCCAUGUUCAAAUGUCAGACUACCCAAGCAAUGCCUGUGACGAGUAUUUUACCAAUGGAUGUACCUCAAAACCCACUGACUUCUGGAAAAGUCUGA